AUGCUGCAUUUGACUAGUUUAUCAUCGACUCAAAAAGGUCAAAUAAGAAAUGCUUUUACUUUGAUAGAUGGAGAAUCUAGAGACUCCACUAUAACCAAAGACGAUUUGGUAAAACUAUAUUCAACUUUGGGUUUACCCUCCCCUUCAGAAUCACAAUUAACAGAGAUGCUAACGGUAGAUGGACAGGAUAAGUCUCAAACAGGGAUCAAUUUCACUCAAUUCCUGAACAUCAUGGCCAAAGAAUUACUGAAAUUUGAGGACCAAUCAAUAAUCUAUAACGCCCUUAAAGUAUACCUGGACAAAGAGAAUUUGAAAACAUUCAAAGAUGAAUUACAAAUAGAUGUAAACAAACUUAAAGAUGCUUGUUGUUCUGUACAAUUGGGAGAAAUAGGGUCAGGAGAUCAUAGAUUAUCAAGAGCUAAAUUUGAUAAAUUGGUUGAAGGCUUUGUACAAGAACAAAUGGAUGGUACACAAAUAUUUUUGGCAUCCAAGUGGAUUGAUGCAUACAUUGAUUAA
Messenger RNA from Candida dubliniensis CD36, 516 nucleotides. RefSeq lists its product as uncharacterized. Gene Ontology annotation, biological process: mitotic cytokinesis; actomyosin structure organization. The coding region runs from base 1 to 516 and encodes 171 amino acids. Gene Ontology annotation, molecular function: myosin heavy chain binding; cytoskeletal motor regulator activity. Lineage: Eukaryota; Fungi; Ascomycota; Pichiomycetes; Serinales; Debaryomycetaceae. The record is from RefSeq and is a predicted model, not a curated record. Gene Ontology annotation, cellular component: cytoplasm; myosin II complex. The transcript has a single exon.